AGGGAAACAUGGCAGAAUCCAUUGAUGACAAGCAGAAAAUAUCAGCGGCUCUCGCUGACGUUUUGAAUGCGAAACAGAGCCCUGAACACUUGCAGGUGUUGAAAACGUUUACAAGUGCGUUGAAAGAUGCGGAAUACAGGGAUGCCGUGGCGGAGGACGUUUUCUCUGAUCUCCUCAAGGUCCUCAUCAGGCUGCUUGAAGGCCUGCAGAGUGCGAGCGAAAGCGGCGAUGACGACGCGCGGCCCUCCGCCCUGCAGCUCCAGCUCACGGCCGAGUGCUUCAGGUCCCAGAGGAACUCCUGCGUUCAAAGCCCACGCAACCAGGAACUGCUCAGGGAGCUUGGAUUCAUUGGUAUAUCCCUUAAACUCCUAAGUUACCUUCAGACCCUAAAUUUGGAGACCAAAGAUGCCUUAUAUGAACCUCUUCGCUGUGGGAUCCAGUUUCUUGGAAACCUCGCUGUCGGAAACCAGAUGAGCAAGGAUGAAGUCUGGCGGCUCAGCUUCCCUGACAUCCUCCUGGAGCUGCUCUGUAUUGAUGAUGAGAAGGUGGUGAACUACACCUCUAUGGUUCUCCACACGUGUCUGGAUGAGGCCAAAGUGGAGGAUCUGUCAAAGCCGCAGAAUAUCAAGCUGGCUCUCAAAGUGAUGGAGCUGUGCAGGACCCAGCCUGACCUGGACUGGACUGUCCUGAUGGCAACUCAACAUUUUCUCAAAUCUUCAGCUCUGGUGGAAAGCAUGUAUUCUGGGAUGUCCCAUCAUGACAGAGUAACUCUCCUGGAGCUGCUGUUGGCCCAGUUAAGAGAAGAGGGUUCAGACGGCUGCGGCGUUCCCCCCAGUGUGGCCCAUUUCCUGGCCAGUUCCUUCCAGAAAGGUUGCGGGGCGGUUCUCACGCUCGCGACGGGUUCUGCUUCCAGCAACGAGGUCCUGCAGGAGGCGCUAACAGUGAUAAGUCUGCUGGACGUGCUGUGUGAGAUGACCUCAGACCACAAGCAGUUCAUGUUCCUGCAGGACCAUCCCGAUCUUCUAGAGACUACCGUUGAGCUCCUGGAGCAAGUGCAUGCUAUCGGGAAGGCCAGUAGGAAUAUUUUCAGCGCCACUCAGAACUUCUCCCCCUUUACCGGAGAGGAAGACCCGACCUCGGAUUCCCCGGUGGUCAGCUUUAAGGCCCACCUCAUCAGGCUCAUAGGAAACCUCUGCCACGGCAACACCAGCAACCAGAACAAGGUAAGGGAGCUGGAUGGCAUCCCGCUCAUCUUGGACAACUGCAACAUAGACAGCAACAACCCUUUUAUCAGCCAGUGGGGGAUCUUCGCCAUCAGAAACAUUCUGGAAAACAACCAGCAGAACCAGGAGCUGGUGGCUGCUCUGGAGAGGCGCGGCCCGGUGGACUACUCCGUGCUCAGGGAGCUGGGGUUCCUCAUUGAGGAGCGAGAUGGAAGCUUGCUGCUCAAAACUGUGAGGAAAGACUCCUAAAGAUGUCAGAAGAUGAAGGUUCUCUCCACCCAUCAGUGGGUUUGAAAGCAGAGCAGCUAAAGAAAUGUGCAUUUACCCAGUAGAGAUGCUUUUACUCGCAAUACUUAAAUCAGAAAAGUCUGUAGAAUGAACUUUUCUACCUCUCCAAAGUGAUUCCACAUAGACCAAAACCCUACGAGGUCUGCAUGCUAUAGACGCAGAUGUCAGGAGCUCCAAGUCUGGGGGAAUGAGGAGUCGGUGAGUGGCAGACACACGCUGGCACCUCUCGGAGACGUCGAUGUUUUGUGGUUUAAUCCAAAGACAAGAGCACCGCAGGGUCGAGGCUUUCUGGCUUUUCAAACACGGUUCAGGUUACCAGCAGGAGCUGGCGUUUAAUCUCAGGCCCAAACGUGGCUUUUGCCGUUACCAUGAAAGAGAAUGUCUUAAACGUGAGGUAAUCUACCCCCUCGCGGCCUCGCCUAAUUAAAAUAUCGUGGCCGCGGGAUGAAGCUCUGCUUAUUAAACCGCUUAAAAUAACUGCUUGUCCGACUAGACCUAUUAUUAGGAUUGUAGGGAGGAAACAUCUAAUCAAAGAAUAAAACUUGAAGCUGUGACUGAGGUGGGAAAUGCAUCUUAAUUGAAGACUUUUUUUCUUCCUCUUUUUUUCAGAAAUCAACCAAAAACAACAAAAAACAAAACAUAAGCAUAGCAACCUAUAACACCCUUAUUGGUUCUUGGCACCCGCAGUAAAAAUGUGUAAGAAGCUUAGAACUUCAUCUUUUACUGCAGCACCAUAUUCUCACUGAAAAAAAAUUUAAGUAAAAGUCCAUCCAGCUGACAGAAAAUGUUACAUGCAAGUGGAGUUUGAAUGCUGUGUUAAAAGUCUACCAGAUAUUUCACCCAAGUAGUCCUACAGUGCAAAAUCACAAAAUCUUGUCAAGUAUUUUUUGGUCUAGUUUCUGGUACAAAUAUCUUGUUACUACUUCUACUGGCAGAUUUGUUUUACUUAUGAGGAAAAUGUUGUGUCUUUAAGUUAAAUAAUCUCAGUGGAACCAUUUUUUUUUUUUUUUUAAACUUAAAACAAGCUUUAUGUCGCUGGAAAGUUAUGUGUAAGUUAGUUUUGUCUUAUUUCAAGUAUACUAAGGUAUUGGCACUAGAAACUAGACCAAAAAUACUUUGUAAGAUUUUGUGCUUUGGUAGUGUAUGCAAUUGUGUUUCAAUAUUUUGUCCAGCUCCCAAAAAGACUGUGACAAAGAAGACUGGUAGAUCUGUGAUGCUGUAGGCCUGUGAUUUAAAAAAAUAAAUACAUUGUUAAAAUUUUCCUAGGAAUCCUGUAUUGGCCCCUAGUCUUUGGAACAGCAGGCGAUUUUAAAUAACAAUGUGGUGGACUCUUAACUGCAAACUUAAAAAAGCAACCAUUAUUGGUUAAUUUUGUAGAGUAGGAAUCAAAAUCAUGCAGCCAAAUCAUCACAGAAACGAUUAACCAGACAAAAAUGUAUCUUCUGCUUCAACUAUCUAACCUGAAUUCAACAGAAAAGCUUUGGGGUGAACUGACGAGAACAAAUCCUAAAAGAGGACCCUAAAAUCAUAUGGUGUUUUCACACCUGAUGGACCAGUAGCUUUAGUUCAAUUGGAGACCAAAUUGUAACAUUUGUUGCAUUUUCAGCUGGUGUAGUUCGCUUUCACACUGUUCUGUGUCAAACAAUCCAAACUAAUUGAAAAACCUGUUUACUGCUUUCCUUGUGGUGGCGCUGCAACAAGAACCACUGGAGGAAACGACUCUGAACAAUACGCAGUGUAACUUCCUUCUUCACAAAAUGGAAACAAAAGGCAUUGGUGCUUGUAGGACUUCUCUUUUGUCUUUGGUAAACAACCAGGAGCCAUUUCUGUCGCCAGCUCGAGUCUCUCGCAUUUGUUUUGAUUUUAUUUGCCCUGCGCUAUAAUCCGCUUUGUGCUUUUGGAGCGGUCUCUGCAUUCAAACUGCAUCAGAGUUCACUUCGACCGAACCGAGACCUAGGUUCUUAGGUGGGCUAGAGUUCGCUUUUUUGGUUCGGAUCAGAGUUUGAUUGCGCAUUCACACCUCCUCAAAUUAACCGAACCUUCUUGCGCAAAUGGACUAAAGUUUGACUAAAACAUAAUUGGUGUGAACGCACUCUCAAACUUAUCUCCAGUAAUUAUGCACGGAGGUUCAAUAAGUUAUUGCCCUUUUUUUCCUUUUUCAGUGUGAGCUUGUGCAACUGCAAGACAAGAUGACAAUUUUAGAUCAUUGUUAAACCUCGUUAGCAGUGGUUCCAGUAAUUGUCAUUUUCUAAACUACUGUUGUCUUUUCUGAAGCUUUUGUUUUGUGUUUUAAGUAUUCAAGAUUUCUGUUUUGCACAUCUGAGAAAACAUCUGUCCAUAUGCAUGCUUUAAAGAUGUAUAUAAAAAACAAAAUUGCCUAACAUGAGUUAAUGAUUCUACUCAUCUGCACUUCUACUAGCUUUGGCACUGAAGGGUUUAUUCCUCGAUAGUGGGGAUUUCCACUACAUCUUCCAUGUAUAAUAAACUGAUGGCAUGCAUCAUAAAUCAUUAACCAUCUCAUUAAAAUAAAAUCUAAACAGCC
Xiphophorus maculatus (southern platyfish) is the source of this 4053-nucleotide messenger RNA. It is a transcript of the gene atxn10, whose product is annotated as ataxin 10. The transcript is spliced from 11 exons. Gene Ontology annotation, cellular component: cytosol. NCBI's taxonomy places the organism in Eukaryota, Metazoa, Chordata, Actinopteri, Cyprinodontiformes, Poeciliidae. The coding region runs from base 9 to 1472 and encodes 487 amino acids. Gene Ontology annotation, biological process: neuron projection development. The record is from RefSeq and is a predicted model, not a curated record.